AUGACUGACUCGAAUGCACCCUCAACUGAACAAACCUCACGUCUGCAGGACGUCUCGGCCGUGCAACUGCGUCUCCCAUCUUUCUGGCCACAGGACCCGCAAGUUUGGUUUCACCAGGUCGAGGCGCAAUUCUCCCUGUACCGCACUGCCUCAGAAACGACACGCUACUACUACGUAGCUUCAGUCCUUCCUCCUGAUGUUACCAGCGAGCUCUCCGCCGUCCUCUCCAACCCCUCGGACACUACGCCAUAUCAGCACCUUAAAACCAAGGUGCUGGAGCGAUUCAUGCCUUCGGAACGCGUCCGCCUACAGCAGCUCCUUGCAGAGGGGGACCUUGGCGAUAGGCGCCUCUCCCAACUACUGCUCCGAAUGCGACAGCUUCUUGGGGAACACGACGUCUCUGCCCAAUCAGCGUUGCUUCGCGAGCUCUUCCUCUAA
This is a messenger RNA of Rhipicephalus sanguineus (brown dog tick), 438 nucleotides long. RefSeq lists its product as uncharacterized. The record is from RefSeq and is a predicted model, not a curated record. The coding region runs from base 1 to 438 and encodes 145 amino acids. The transcript has a single exon. NCBI's taxonomy places the organism in Eukaryota, Metazoa, Arthropoda, Arachnida, Ixodida, Ixodidae.